AUGUCUCUCGUUCGGUUUUGGCAGUCGAUAAUAAUACUUUUCGGCUUACAUAAAGAAGUUGGUGCCUUUGUUUCCAAUGGGGCGAAGUUAAGACAGAAUCUGUUCUUGCAAAACAGUUUUGGAGUGAAUAAAUACCACGCUUCGUUGCAAGCAACCAAAUCUUCUGAUGAAAUUAGUGCAUUUUCAAUAGAUCUUCCCGACAAUAUACCCGAUAUCUCAAUUUUAUAUGAAUCGGAUCGUAUCCUGAUUGUGGAUAAGCCGUCCGGAAUAUCGCACCAUAACGACGAAGCCGACGCACCGGGGGUUGUCACUGUUGUUCGACACCAACAGCAAAAGCGGCUGUGGGGUGUCCAUCGAUUGGACAAAGUAACAUCGGGUAUAUUGAUAUUUGCCAAGGAUGCCGAGAUGGCUUCUCAUCUUGCGACUGCCUUUGCGGAAGGCAAGAUACAGAAGAUUUACGUGGGGGUCUCCGCAAAAUUGAAACCGAAAAAGAGACAAGGCUGGGUGAAGGGUGGGAUGUCGCGGAGUCGUAACAAGUCCUGGAAACUAAUUCGGGACCCAAAAGACAAAGAAAACUUUGCAAAGACUCGAUUCUUUACGGCCAAGUUAUCCCCCAAGUACGAGAGUGAUCAAGUACAAGACGAUGACGAUUCAACCAGAAAAUUUACUUGCAUCCUGUUUCGGCCCUUCACAGGGCGGACACAUCAGCUACGAGUUGCUGCAAAGUCAGUGGGACUAGCAUUACUGGGAGAUCCAAUAUACAAAGAUGGGCAGGACGAUAUCGUGUCAGAAAGGACGUAUUUGCAUGCUUCUGGAAUUUCGAUUCCUUCCAUUGCUGGUGAAGCGGAGGUCAACCUUUGGAAUCCGCCACCAUUUGAAUCACUUGCAGGAAAAAGCGAAUUGGACUCAGUGUUGAGUGUUCUGAUGCAGAAACAUUGUGAUCUGCCCAACUUAUUGGAUGCUGCAAGUCCAGGACUGAAAAAGAUAUCAUAA
Molecule: messenger RNA, 993 nt
Organism: Cylindrotheca closterium
Lineage: Eukaryota; Bacillariophyta; Bacillariophyceae; Bacillariales; Bacillariaceae
Source: the annotation of a GenBank genome assembly